This is a messenger RNA of Thamnophis sirtalis, 11941 nucleotides long. The record is from RefSeq and is a predicted model, not a curated record. NCBI's taxonomy places the organism in Eukaryota, Metazoa, Chordata, Lepidosauria, Squamata, Natricidae.
AUUUUACAUAAAAAUGGACAGAUAUCCAGCAUUAGUGAAAUUACCAAAGAGCACAUGGAGCUCAGCCAUGAACCAGAAGUGCUGAAAGAACAGCAGGCAGUUCUUACAUUAGAAGUUGAUGAAACAAGCGCUGCAAAUUUAAUUCUGGAAGAGGAAUUGACUGAAAAUAUCAAGACCAGUCCACCAGAAUUAAACGACAAGUCAAAUGAAGAUGAGGUACAGAAAGACACAGAAGAUGCUAAUAAACAGCUGGAAUCAGAAGAAAAAGAAGAUCAACCUAGUGUAUCUCCAUCAAAUGAUGUUGGAUUUAAAAAGGUUUUUAAAUUAGUUGGAUUCAAAUUUACAGUUAAGAAGGAUAAAACAGAGAAAGCUGAACCUGUUCAGCUAUUGGAUGUAAAGACAGAGGUUGCAGAAGGGUCAGGUGAUGUGGCUGGAGAUAAACCAUUCAAGGCAGAGACAGUGGGAGAAGCCACACAAAAUGAAAUAACUGCCUCUGUAGACAAGAUGGUGGAAGAAACUCAGGCUGAGGAGAUGGAACGAGAAACUUCCUCUGAGAAAGUAACAGAAACCCCUGUUGACCCAGAAAGCAAAGAGGCAGAAAUUAAAAACAAUGGGAUUAAAUCUCCAGAAUCUCCGGUGAGCCCAUUAAACAAUGAAACUGCAUCACCUCUAAGGAAGUUUUUUAGUCAGAGUUGGGCUGGGUUUAGAAAAAGGACAAGCUUCAGAAAAUCUAGAGAAGAAGUGCAAUUUGAGAAAGAAAAACAAGAACAGGAAAUGGAGAAAGAAGUGUCAACAGAAAUAAUAAUUGUUGAAGAAGAAUUAGAAAAAGAAAAACUGACAUCAGAAAAACAUGGGACAGAAGUUUCUUGCCAAGCCAGUGAUGAAAAAAUGGAAAGUGAGGAAGAGAGAAAAGAAGAAACAAAAAUGGUCGAAGCUCCAACAGAAACUGACUUGAAACAAGCUACCACUCCCAGUGAGCAGCCUUCAGCAGAAGAACCGACUGAAAAUAUAAAUAAAGACAUUUCUUUGGAAGACAGUGAUGAAAAAAUGGAAAGCGAUAAAAAGAGGAAACUCUCAUCAGAAACCGAUCUGAAAGAAGCUGCUACUCCCAGGGAGCAACCGCCAGCAGAAGAACUGGAUGAAAAUAUAAAAGAAAUGGAUAUAAUCUUGGAAGGAGACACUGACUUGGAGUCCAAGAAAAAAUUGGAACAAGCACAAAAAAGUCUAAUGGGCAAAGAGCAAAGUAUUAUUGCAUUGCAUGAAUCAAAAAUAGAACUGAUAAAUGAAGUAUUUGAAGAAAAAAUAAACCAACUGGAUUCACUGUCUCCAGUAGCAAUAGAAAAGCCUGAGGAACCUUUUGAAAUAAUAGAAGAAAAAUCAGAACCAAGGGCUCCUCUGGCCACAGAGAUUUUUGAUGAAAAACCUAGAGAGAUAAAUAUUGAUGUUAGAGCGGUUGUGACAGAAGAAGAACCCCAAAUAACUAAAAAAGAACAACUAGUUCUUGAACAGCUAGUGGAAACAAAUGAUGACUUUCAGAAAGAACAGCCCACCAUUGAACAGUUAAAAGUCACAGAAACAGUUCUUGAAAUAGCAAAGGAACACUUCAUCCAAACCGAUCCAAGCAGUCUUGAUGCAGCAGCAGGCAAACCUCCAGAAGGCAUAAUAACAAGUGAGGUAGAAUUGCUGUCAUCUCAAGAAAAAGCCAAGAUGCAAGGCAGCCCUUUGAAAAAGCUUUUCACGGGUCCUGGCUUAAAGAAAUUGUCAAGAAAGAAACAUAAAGGAAAGAAAGAAGCUAAACCAGAGGAAGCAGCAGAAGAAGCACAGCAGUCAUCUGAUACUGCAGAAAGUCCAGAUGACCCAAGGGGGGAGAGUUCUGCUUCUUCUCCUGAAGAAAUAACAGAAUCCAUAGAAAAGUCCUCCGAUGCUGCACAGGUUCCUGAAACUGAAGAAGGGUUUCCUUCAGAUGCAGAGAAGAAAAGAGAGAGUGUUACACCUUGGGCAUCUUUUAAAAAAAUGGUGACUCCUAAGAAACGGGUUAGGAGACUUUCUGAAGGUGACAGAGAAGAAGAGCUUGAUAAGACAAUCGAAAAUGUACCUAACGAUGAACAGGAAGAUAUUAAAGAAAAUGGUGAGGAACAAAAAAUAGAAAAAAGUGCAGAUGAGCCCAAGAAAAAAGUUGAUACUUCUGUAUCAUGGGAAGCUUUAAUCUGUGUAGGCUCAUCAAAGAGAAGAAGCCGAAAAUCUUCAUCUUCUGAUGAAGAAGCUGGACCAAAACUUGCUCAAGAUGAACAAAAAAUAGAUGAGAGUGCACCAAAUAAAGAAGCAGUACAUGAUACCAUCUUUACUAACUCACAUGAAAGUGACCAAGGACAAGGAAGUUCUUCGCCAGAACAAGCAGGAAGCCCAUCUGAAGCAGAGGGAAUUUCAACAUGGGAAUCUUUUAAAAGACUAGUAACUCCAAGAAGAAAAUCUAAAACAAGGAUGGAAGAUAAAAAUGAUGAACCCAUCACAAUUCCAAGUUUAGAACAUGCUACCUUAGAUGGGGAUACUGAAAAAGAAGAAUCCUGGGUUUCAUUUAAAAAAUUAAUGCCUGGUCGUAGGAAGAAAAGGUCUGAUGGAAUACCAGAGCAUGCUCCUGUUCUAGAAGCUGGAGAAGAAAUGGCAGGAACAAAUGAGGAGGACUUUGAUGUUCCAGCUGUGGUUCCUUUAUCAGAGUAUGAUGCUGCUGAGCAAGAGAAAUGUGAAGCUCAACAUGCAGAGCAAGAUGAUCUGGAUAAGGAAAUUCCAAGUCAAAAUAUAGAAAAGUUAGAAAGUACAUCAAUAACACAGCAGGUCGCUGAAGGAUUAGUUCAUGCAGUUGCUGUCUCAGUGCUAGAAGGUGAGAGAGCAAUUAUAAGUAUUGAAGAAAGAUCACCAUCUUGGAUACCAGCUGCUGUGACCAUGUCCACUGAACAUGUCAAUGAUGAUGAGGAACAAUCUGAGCAGAUUUCUGGAACUGGAAUUGUUGAAGAAAUGGCAGCGGUUACUAAACUUGUGCCACAAAUAAGAAAGGAUAUUAGUGGUGAUAGUAUAAUCGGGGACCUGGAGUUAACCUCGGAAGCAGUUACAGCUAGGGAAGAAGCUUCAAUCAUUGAAGAGAUAACUGAAGUGUCUUGUGCUAAAGAAACCACUGAAAUGUCUUGUGCUGAAGAGACAACUGAAAUGAUUUCAGCAGUUUCAAGGCUAACUGAGUCUCCUGAUACUACAGAAAUAGCUACACCAGUACAGGAGAUCGAUGAAAAUGAACAAGCCCUGGAAGAAUUAAAUAAACAAACACAGGAAAUGUUGCAAAUUGUUGCUGAAAGAAUUAAAUUGUCUGAUGAAAAGGGAAUUAAUGCGAGUCUGACAGAAGUAAUUGUUCAGCCAUUGUCAACUAAAGAAGAAACUGAGGAAAAGCUGAUGAUUUCAGAAGGAAUCUCCUCUACUGAAUUUCCAAAAGAUGUUCAGCUUGAAACAAUAGAGUCUCGGGCUUACAAAAUUGUUCAGAUAAUAAUCCAGAGUGCAGUUGCCCAAUUUCAGCAAGAGUUCAUGGUUCUUUCAAAGCAGAAGAGUGAAACUGCAAUUCUGUAUCCUGAUAAACUGGCAUUUUGUGAGCAAAUAAAUUUGUUGCUAGAAGAAUCAGCAGGAAGAUACACCAGAGAAGGUGCACUUCAGAUGGGUGCAUCUGGAUCCCAUCCAGAAAUGGAGGCGCCAAAAUCUUCAUCUGAUGAAGAAAGUGAAGAAAAGGUGAUGACCUCAGAAGGAAUCCCCUUUGUUGAAUUACCAAAAGAACUUCAACCUCAAACAACAGUAUCUCAGGCUUACAAAAUUGUGCAGAUAAUAAUCCAGAAAGCAGUUGCUCAGUUUCGACAAGAGUCCGUGGCUCUUUUAAAGCAGAAGAGUGAAAUGGCAGUUCUGUGUCCUGAUCUGGACACAAAGGCAUUUUCAGAGACAAUAGAUUCAGUGCUUGAAAAAUCAGCAGGAAUAUGCACCAGAGAAGCUGCACUCCAGAUGGGUGCAUCUGGAUCUCCUCCAGAAAUGGAGCUGCCAAAAUCUCCAUCUGAUGAAGAAAUUGAGCAAAAGGUGAUAACUUCAGGAGGAGUCUUAACAUCAUCUGACUUUCCAAAAGAUGUUCAGCCUGAAACUAUAGAGUCUCAGGCUUACAAAAUUGCACAGAUAAUAAUUGAGAAUGCAGUUGGUCAAUUACAACAAGAGUCUGUGCCUCUUUUAAAGAAGGAGAGUGAGACUGCAGUUUUGGACCUUCAUCUUGAUAAAGUGGCAUUUUCUGAGAAAACAGAUUCAGUACUAGAAGAAUCGGCAGGAAGAUGCAUCAGAGAUGGUGCGCUCCAGAUGGGUACAUCUGUAUCCCCUUCAGAAAUGGAGCUGCUACCAUCCUCAUCAGAAGAAGAAGCUGAGCAAAAGGUGAUGACUUCAGAAGGAGUCUCAACAUCUACUGACUUUCCAAAAGGUGUUCAGCCUGAAACCACAGAGUCUCAGGCUUACAAAAUUGCACAGAUAAUAAUCCAGUAUGCACUUGCCCAAUUUCAACCCAAGUCUAUGACUCUUUCCAAGCAGAAAAGAGAAACUGCAGUUCUGUAUCCUGAUCCUGAUAAAGUGGCAUUUUCAGAGAAAACAGGUUCAGUGCUAGAAGAAUCAGCAGGAAUAUGCAGCAGAGAAAGUGUACUCCAGGCAGCUUCAUCUGGAUUACAACCAGAAAUGGAGUUGCCAACAUCUUCACCUGUUGAAGAAGCUGAGCAAAAGGUGAUAAUUUUAGAAGGAAUCCCCUCUACUGAAUUUCCAAAAGAUGUUCAGCCUGAAACAAUCGAAUCUCAGAGUUUAAAAGUUGAGCAGGAAAUGAGUGCAGUUGCUCAAUUUCAGCAAGAGCCCAUGGCUUUUUCAAAGCAGAAGAGUGAAACAUUAGUUGUGUAUUCUGGUACUGAUGUAGUGGCAUUUUCAGAAGAAAUAGAUUUGGCACUAGAAGAAUCACUAGAGAAAUGCACCAGAGACAGUGCACUCCAGAUAAGUACAUCUGACUCCCUUCCAGAAAUAGAGCUGCCAAAAUCUUCAGAAGAAGAAACUGAGGAAAAUAUGAUGAUGACAUCGGAAGGAAUACCCUCUGCUGAAUUUCCAGAAGAAUCAAAAGGAAGAUGCACCAGAGAAGAUUCACUCCAGACUGGUACAUGUGGAUCCCCUCCAGAAAUGGAUCUGCCAAUUUCUUCAGCUCAGGAAGAAGCUGAGCAAAAGGUGAUGACUUCAGAAGGAGUCUCAACAUAUACUGACUUUCCAAAAGGUGUUCAGCCUGAAAACAUAGAGUCUCAGGCUUACAAAAUUGUGCAGAUAAUAAUCCAGUAUGCACUUGCCCAAUUUCAACCCGAGUCUAUGACUCUUUCCAAGCAGAAAAGAGAAACCGCAGUUCUGUUUCCUGACCCUGAUAAAGUGGCAUUUUCAGAGAAAACAGGUUCAGUGCUAGAAGAAUCAGCAGGAAGACGCCCCAGAGAAAGUGUGCUCCAGAUAGGUUCAUCUGGAUUACAUCCAGAAAUGGAGGUGCCAACAUCUUCAGCUGAUGAAGAAACUGAGGAAAAUGUGAUGACUUCGGAAGGAAUCCCCUCUACUGAAUUUCCAAAAGAAGUUCAACCUGAAACCACAGAAUCUCGGGCUUAUAAAAUUGCACAGAUAAUAAUCCAGAAUGCAGUUGCUCAACUUCAACAAGAGUCCAUGGCUCUUUCAAAGCAGAAGAGUGAAACUGCAGUUCUAUGUCAUGAUCUUGAUGCAAUGACAUUUUCAGAGAAAAUAGAUCCAGCGCUAGAAGAAUCACCAGGGAAAUCCACCAGAGAAGAUGCAUUCCAGACAGGUGCAUCUGGAUCCCCUCCAGAAAUUGAGGUGCCUACAUCUUCAGUUGAUGAAGAAACUGAGGAAAAGGUGAUGAUGAUUUCAGAAAGAAUCCCCUCUGCUGAAUUUCCAAAAAGUGUUGAGUUUGAGGAAGUAGAAUCUCAGGCUUACAAAAUUGUGCAGAUAAUAAUCCAGAAUGCAGUUGCUCAAUUUCAACAAGAGUCCAUGGCUCUUUCAAAGCAGAAAUGUGAUGUUCUAGUUAUGUACCCUGAUACUGAUGCAGUGUCAUUUUCAGAAAAAAUAGAUUCAAUGCUCGAAGAAGCAUUAGGAAGAUGCACCAGAGAAAGUGUGUUCCAAACAAGUACAUCUGGAUCCCCUUUAGAAAUGGAGGUGCCAACAUCUUCAGCUGAUAAAGAAACUGAGGAAGAGGUGAUGACUUCAGAAAGAAUUCCCUUUACUGAAUUUCGGAAAGAUGUUCUACCUGAAACAGUAGAGUCUCGGGCUUAUAAACUUGUGCAGAUAAUAAUCCAGAAUGCAGUUGCUCAGUUUAAACAGGAGUCCAGGGCUCUUUCAAAGCAGAAGAGUGAAGCUCCAAUUCUGUAUCCUGAUAAAAUGGCAUUUUCAGAGAAAAUAGAUUCAGUGCUAGAAGAAUCACCAGGGAAAUGCACCAGAGAAGAUGCACUGCAGACAGAUGCAUCUGGAUCCCCUCCAGAAAUGGAGCUGCCAAAAUUUUCAUCUGAAGAACAAACUGAAGAAAUGGAGAUGACUUCUGAAGGCAUCCCCCCUACUGAAUUCCCAGAAGAAUCAGAAGGAAGAUGCACCACAGAAGGAACACUCCAGACAGGUGCAUCUGGUUCUCCUCCAGAAAUGGAGCUGCCAAAAUUUUCAUCUGAAGAACAAACUGAAGAAAUGGAGAUGCCUUCUGAAGGCAUCCCCCCUACUGAAUUCCCAGAAGAAUCAGAAGGAAGAUGCACCACAGAAGGAACACUCCAGACAGGUGCAUCUGGUUCUCCUCCAGAAAUGGAGCUGCCAAAAUUUUCAUCUGAAGAACAAACUGAAGAAAAGGAGAUGACUUCCGAAGGCAUCCCCCCUACUGAAUUCCCAGAAGAAUCAGAAGGAAGAUGCACCACAGAAGGAACACUCCAGACAGGUGCAUCUGGUUCUCCUCCAGAAAUGGAGCUGCCAAAAUUUUCAACUGAAGAACAAACUGAAAAAAAGGAGAUGACUUCCGAAGGCAUCCCCUCUACUGAAUUCCCAGAAGAAUCAGAAGGAAGAUGCACCACAGAAGGAGCACUCCAGACAGGUGCAUCUGGAUCUCCUCCAGAAAUGGAUCAGCCAAAAUCUUUAUCUGAAGAGGAAACUGAGGAAAAGGUGAUGACUUCAGAAUGCAUCCCCUCUACUGAAUUUCCAGAAUCAGAAGGAAAAUGCACUAGAGAAAGCACACUCCAGAUGGAUACAUCUGGAUCCACUCCAGAAAUAGAGCUGCCAAAAUCUUCAUCAGAAGUAGAAACUGAGGAAAAGAUUAUGACUUCAGAGGGCAUCCCCUGUACUGACUUUUCAGAAGAAUCAGAAGGAAAAGGCACUAGAGAUGGUGCACUCCAAAUGAGUACAUCUGGAUCCACUCCAGAAAUAGACCUGCCAAAAUCUUCAUCAGAAAUAGAAACUGAGAAAAAGGUUAUGAUGACUUCAGAAGAAAUAUCCUCUGCUGAAUUUGCAGAAGAAUCAGCAGAAAGAUGCACCAGAGAAGAUUCACUCCAGUCAUGUACAUCUCAAUCUCCUCCAGACAUGGAGCUGCUAACAUCUUCAUCUCCGGAAGAAGCUGAGCAAAAGGUGAUGAUUUCAGAACCAUUCCUGACCCCUACUGAAUUUCCAAAAUAUGUUCAGGCUGAAACAAUAGAGUUUGAGAGUUACAAAAUUGUGCAGAAAAUGAGUGCAGUCACUCAAUUUCAACAAUCACAAGAGGCCACUUCUCCUUUAACGCAGAAGAGUGAAUUGUGUCUAACAGGUUUAAAUGAAUUUGGAAUUCAGGAAGUUUUACAAGUUCGUCAGCAAGUUUUUCUGGCAGAAGAGAAAAAUCAUGAAAUUCAGCCAACCACUGUAAAUGCAGACACAGAAGAAGCUGUUAAAGUAGCAAAAGAAAUGCCUUCAUGUUCUAUAGUAUCUGAAGAUAGAGAAAACUGGAAUUCCAGAAAGACAGAUGCUGAUCUUGAAACUGUGAAAGAGAAUGUAAGCAAAACAGAAAGUAAGCAAUAUGAUUCAAAGCCUGAAUUAAAAGCAGAUGUAGUUGUUUCAACAGAGACUCAAAACAUCAUGCUAGGAAGUAUUGUCUCAGGUGAUCAUCCAAUAGGCUCUCUUGAAACAGAACAAUCAACAAGAAAAGAUUUAGAAGUUGGGUUUAUAGACGAAAACCAAGAAAACUUAAUAGAACAUCAGACUCCGAGGAAGAGAAAAGAAGAUUACAGCCAAUCGGCAGAAUUUCCUGAGAUGCCUAAAGAGGAAGAUACCACAUCUGCUGACAGUCUUCAGCCUCAGACAAAACUCGGAAAAUUCUGAGGUGUAAGAAAAUUCUUACACUUAAACAUUUCUGUUGAAGAUUGUUGAAGACUGCUUCUUACAUUUGGAGGGACCAGUACCCAAAGAAGGUAGCAGAAAAGGAUGGAUUCUGCUUAAACUGGCUGAAGACCAAUGAUUUUGCUGUGAGAACAUGUCUGUGCUUUCAGAUGUUUUUCUGUCAAAGUCACCUGACAAUCCUGAGCUACCAUCAGGAGCUUGAGCCACCUCCUUUAAUUUUGAUUGUGAAUACUUCCUUUCACAAUAUUCUUUUACUUUUAUUUUUGUUGUUGAUGAAGAGAUUGGGGUGGGUUAUUGAAUGGGGGCAGGAAGUAUUUCUGUUCAAAUGAUGUCAGUCUCUUAAUCUGGAAAAGAAGUUGGCAUCAUGUGAGAUUCCCUUUCUACCAAUGCUUCUCAAACUGGAUUGUAAUUCUUUGUGUAUUUAUGUUAACUCUUCUUUCUAUGUAAAAGAUUGAAAGAAAAUUAUUUCACUUGUUUGGGCCAAGAAGUAUUAUGAAUGACCCACCACUAACUAUAGAUGGUUCCAACCAACUUAACAUUGGUUUCCCAUUUGCUUGGAGGAAUGUGAGAAUAAAUGUUUUAUGAUAUAUUUGCUAUUGAUUUCAGAAAGGUAAUUGCCAAACAAUGCACCUUCUCUUGAUCUGUUAGUAAAUUGUAAAUCUAAUUCAUACUUCAUGAAUAGUGAGAUACACUGUGAUUUCUUUAAAGUAAUUUAAAUAAGUAUAUUUGGCUUACAUUUAUAUUUGCAUUCAUAUUCAGAAUAAAUGCAUUAUAUGAAUAUUUAGGAUGCCUGGAGUAAAUACACUCAAUUUUGUUCAAUGCAACUCAUAAUAUGAGAUGCACUUACAAAAUGGGCAGGCUUCAAAUGCUCAGCAACUGAAUAAUCAUUAAAUAUUCUUCUUUCAGAAUUUGACUUUCAAGUCACCAAGUUGUAUAGCCAGUCAAAUUAAAUUGCAUUUUGUAGUCUUCAUAUCUAUCUAAAUGAGCUUUUUCCAAGGCCCCCAGCAGGCUCAUUGUCCUACCUGUAUUAUAUUUUAUUUGACAUGUACCCAGGAAACUAUAGAUGCAUACUGUUAAGAGCUGCACAAUGAGGAAUAAAACAGAAAGAUCAUUAAUAUCACUGCACCAUCUAGUGGUCACUAUGCACAUUUUCUAACUUACGAUAACUUUUGGCUAAUACUACUACUUUUAUUCAGCUAAAAUAUGGAAUGGCAAGUGUUUCAUACAAUUCUACAUUAUAUCUGGAAUAGCUUGGCUAUAAAAGGCAAAUAUGACAAAUAAUAAUAUGCAAUCCUGUACAUGCAUUGUGACAUUGCAGUGGGCUGUUUUGUGCAAGUUAAUAGUGAGAGAUGUUACAUCUUUUGUAGAAAAAGAAAAAUCAACUUAGACUAUGGUGAGUAGGUAUCUGCUUUUUUAAAAGAAAAGUCAUAUACUUGAUCUGUUUAUAUCAAGAUAUAAGCAAUUUCUUUUUAAAUUAUAAAUGGCUGUUUCUUUUAGCAUGUUUAAUUCAAUCUUUAUGUUUUGGUGAUACAAAACCCAGUGGAAUCCAGGUACCCAAAGAUCAUUAUUUUGGUAUAAUAAGGAAAUGUUAUGCACCUUUUUCAGUUUUAAUACAUCAGUGAGGGAAGACACAAGGAUAAUAAGUCCUGCCUCCUCACCAGAAACUAUUAAGUGGUGCCAAAAGGAAGAAGUGGCCAUGUCAGCAGUGAGUAGUUUCUUCCCGGCCAGAAUGGCGAUAAUGAAUUUACCAAAUAGUAUCCCACUAGAAAUUCAAUUUGAUUUCUUUGCUUCUACAUUUCUUUUUGAGUAAUGGAAAAGUCUGAUCUUUUCUCCACCACACUGACCUCAUGAAAAUAUUUAAAAAUUGUCAGUCUAUUCAACUAUGUCCAAACAAAAAGUAGCUUCUUCAUUCCAGUUUAUGUACAUUUUUUUUUCAAAUCUAAACAAUGAAAACUUGCAUAUGCUGUUAUGUGCUAUUUCUUACACAUGAUAGAAGAGCAUAAUGAAACAAUUUGUUCACUCCAGUUGAAUGCUAUUUCAUAAAGUUAAUUUUAUCUUUCAAAACCAAUGAAUAAUUAAACCUACAGGCUCCUUAGAAUAUUUUUUUCUGAAAAUUAAUUGUAUAGAUUACACAAACAUAUUUGCUUCUAGACCCCUGAAUUGUUCACAAUUUCUUAGUGUGAUAGAAUAGGUAAGAAAAUUUAAUUUACUUGAAAAUGGAAACAAGGAGGGCUUGUGGCUCUCUCAAUUAGAUAUUCUAUUUAGGUGCUUGAAUGUUCAAUAAUAACUGUCCCAAAAUUAAUUAGCAUUUGCAGUACUUUAUUAUAACAUCAUUUUCCCCAGCUACAAGUUUUGUUCUGGGUGCAAGACACUAGCUUUCUUACUUUCAUUAGUUCUUUUAUUAAAUAAAACCUUGCUGCAUUUCAUAAAGUUAAUUUUAUCUUUGUGAAAAGCCAAUGAACAAAUUAAACUAUAGUUCCUUAGAAGAUUUCUUUUUUGAAGUUGAUAGUAUAGAUUACACAAAUUUAUUUAUUAUUAAGAAAUAUAGUUCUAUUUAAUUUCAAUAAAAAAUAAAAUAUAAAACUACAGUCCCUAUAUACAAGUCAGUUGCUAUUUAGCAUUUUUUCUUCAGGCAAAUGUAUGGAUUUUUCUUGGAGAGCAUGAAGCCUCUACGUCAUCUAAAAGAAGAGGCAGAGCCAGCAAUGUGACUCAUCUGCCCUUAUUCCUGUGUUAUGGUAUCUUUUUCAAUAGAUCUGCUGAAAUUACAGUUUAAGACCUGAUCUAUCCCUUACCCCUAUUUCUGGAAUUCACUCUUGCCUGAUCAAGUUUCUUUAUGUGAUUCACUUGAUUAGGAAAUGUUUAUUAUGUAUAGCCCACUUCAAAAUAAGAUUUGUUUUAGUGCCACUUUAAUUUUAUAGCACCAUUUUAACAGCUAAUGGGAAACCAAUUAUUUAAGCAAACUAUAAUCUGUUUAUGGAAAGCCAUAUUGUGAAAGCUGCAGCAAGUGAAAUAAUAAUGCAAAAUACAGUGGUGGCAUGACCUAUGUAAUCCUGGACUUUAUAUCUCCCUUUAUAGCUCUAAGAUUGUUAAUAGUUGUGUAAAGUUAAACAUUUAAAUAAAAUCUGGUAAUAACAAUGUAAAUAGUUACUGACUAGAAGUUGAGGAACAAGUGCUUAAUUUGGGAACUUUUUUUUAAGAUACUGUGGCCUUUCUAAGCAAUGUUAAGGACAUAAAUCAUCUAACCAGUCAUUCUUCUUCCAACUGAUGGUCUCAAAACAAAAAACAAGGAACCCAAAUCAUUUUUGUCGUGGUGCAGGGAGCAUGUCUCCAUUCACAGAUAACUGCUUUGAUACAGUGUGUUGCUUUGGCCUCUAAAAUACUUCAGACAACACUGCAAAUCUUAGCUUGUGCCUCAACUCCAAGCUUUUGCAGUUUCUUCUAAUUGAUUGUAUUGGGUUAUAUUUUGAUUUUCUAUGUUGUUUUUAAGGUAGAUUUUCAUGGAUUAAAUAAAAUUCAAAUAAUU